This is a messenger RNA of Brassicogethes aeneus, 885 nucleotides long. The record is from the annotation of a GenBank genome assembly. Lineage: Eukaryota; Metazoa; Arthropoda; Insecta; Coleoptera; Nitidulidae.
AUGGAGCGUGAAGCCGAACUCCAAAAAGAACGCCUAAACAAUAUUUUUAAAGAGUUAAUACAUGAUCUUGAAGUAACCGACAUAGAAGCAGCUAAAUUCUUACUGAUCUUCAAAGAAAAUGGAAAAGUGAAAGACCACGUCACCAACCUACUUUGUCCAAAAGAAGACUCUAUAUGCGAAAUUAUAGAUUUGCUACAGAAAAUAUUCUCUGACAGACUAAAACUAACAGAUCUCGAGGCUCAAAAACUUGAAGAUGAUUUCGUCAAGGCCUCUGAAAUAUCGGAUAAAUACCUCAAGAAUAUAGAACAGCUCGAGAAAAUCUUGGAAAAAGAGAAUGAAGUGUUUGAGAGAAAUCUUAAAGAGCAAACUCUAAAAGAAGAGGAGUAUGACUUGAAAAUCAAGACUCUAAAAGAUAAUUUUGAUAUGGAUGUAAAAAAAUUGCUGUAUGCAUCAAAGAAAGAGUUGGAGGAAAGCACAAAAAGGUACGAUGAAGAAGCAGAAGAUUUGCAGAAGCAGUACAAAUCACUGGAAAGGGAAUACGAAAAAAUUCGGUCUCUUCACAUGAGGGAAGAAAAGGAACUAAGAAAGACCAAGGAUAAAUUGGAAAAGGAUGUUGAAAAAACCAUUGAAAGAUUCAACUUUGAAACAAAGGAGUUGGAAGAUUUGAGGAUGAAACUGGAUGAACAAAAAAUAGAGUAUGACGCGUUGAUGUUGGAAAAAGAGUUGGAGGAAGAAGAGUACAGGAGAGAGUUGGGGGCACAGUUUUUGCUGAAUUAUAUGGCCCGUAAAAUACAGAUACACUGGAGGGAAUAUGUUGCUAGAAAAUCGUUAAAGAAAAAAAAGAGAGGGAAAGUAAAGAGUUCGGGGGAUAAAAAGUCAGCAUAG